Messenger RNA from Lathyrus sativus (Indian pea), 1104 nucleotides. The record is from the annotation of a GenBank genome assembly. NCBI's taxonomy places the organism in Eukaryota, Viridiplantae, Streptophyta, Magnoliopsida, Fabales, Fabaceae.
AUGGCCGAUUCAGGAUCCACAAACCCAACGGCGUCAACUAACGGCGACGCAACUCCACCUUCCAAAAUAGCAUUGAUUACCGGAAUCACCGGCCAAGACGGAUCAUACCUAACGGAAUUUCUCCUCAACAAAGGCUACGAAGUUCACGGCUUAAUCCGUCGUUCUUCCAAUUUCAACACGCAACGAAUCGAUCAUAUUUAUGUAGAUCCACACAACGCUCACAAAGCUCGAAUGAAACUUCACUACGCUGAUCUCUCCGACGCUUCUUCUCUCCGUCGCUGGCUUGAUAUAAUCCUCCCCGACGAAGUUUACAAUCUCGCCGCUCAAUCUCAUGUUGCUGUUUCUUUCGAGAUCCCUGAUUACACCGCUGACGUUGUUGCCACCGGUGCUCUCCGUUUACUCGAAGCCGUUCGAUCUCACAUCGACGCAUCUGGUAGAUCUCACAUUCGGUACUAUCAAGCCGGAUCUUCUGAGAUGUUUGGAUCAACUCCACCGCCGCAAUCGGAAACAACUCCGUUUCAUCCUCGUUCACCUUACGCCGCUUCGAAAGUCGCUGCGCAUUGGUACACUGUUAACUACCGUGAAGCGUAUGGAAUCUACGCUUGUAACGGAAUUCUCUUCAAUCACGAAUCUCCACGACGAGGAGAGAAUUUCGUGACGAGGAAGAUUACUCGCGCUGUUGGUAGGAUCAAGAUCGGGCUUCAGAGUAAACUUUUUCUUGGAAACCUUCAAGCAUCGAGAGAUUGGGGAUUUGCUGGUGAUUAUGUGGAAGCAAUGUGGCUAAUGCUGCAACAAGAGAAGCCUGAUGAUUAUGUUGUUGCGACGGAAGAUUCACAUACGGUGGAAGAGUUUUUGCAAGUUGCUUUUGGUUAUGUUGGUUUGAAUUGGAAGGAUCAUGUUGUUAUUGAUAAGAGGUAUUUUCGUCCUACUGAAGUUGAUAAUCUUAAAGGUGAUGCUACUAAAGCUAAGAAAGUUCUUGGAUGGAAACCUAAGGUUAGUUUUGAAGAGCUUGUUAGAAUGAUGGUUGAUAAUGAUGUUGAAAUGGCUAAGAAGGAGAAAGUGCUUGUUGAUGCUGGUUACAUUGAUGCUCAACAACAACCUUGA